Molecule: messenger RNA, 795 nt
Organism: Echinostoma caproni
Lineage: Eukaryota; Metazoa; Platyhelminthes; Trematoda; Plagiorchiida; Echinostomatidae
Source: the annotation of a GenBank genome assembly
AUGGAUACCUCGCACAUUUCGUGCCUUUCUAAGUCUCCAAACAAGCACAAUCGUCUAACUAUGCGUGCUACGCCGCUCACAGGGGAGGUGUUUGUAGAUAUCGAUGACGGAAAGAUUAGUAAUAAGCAAGAUUUAAAGGAUCGCGGUCGUUAUCUCGCUGACACUCAUGGAUGGGACGUACAAGAAGCUCGACGCAUUUGGUGUUUUGGUCCAGAGAGCACCGGACCGAACGUUGUGGUUGACGUGACGAAAGGUGUGCAGUACUUGAAUGAAAUCAAGGACAGCGUAGUGACUGCCUUCCAAUGGGCAACGAAAGAAGGUGUUUUGUGCUCCGAAAAUAUGCGUGGUGUGCGUAUCAAUCUCGAGGAUGCCACCUUACACACUGAUGCUAUUCAUCGUGGCGGCGGUCAGAUUAUUGGAACUGCCAGACGAUGUUUCUACGCCUGUGUUCUGACUGCCCAGCCGGCCAUUCUCGAACCGGUUUAUUUAGUUGAAAUUCAGGGUCCCGAUACGAUUUUGGGCGGAAUUUACAGUACCCUCAACAAAAAGCGUGGUGUCAUUCAAAGCGAGGAACGCGUCUCAGGAAUGCCGAUUUGCUGUGUUAAAGCACACUUGCCCGUCAACGAGUCUUUCGGACAAGCUUUCCCCCAGUGCGUGUUCGACCAUUGGCAACAAUAUCCUGGGAAUCCAUUGGACCCGACUUCGAAGCCUGGUCAAGCCGUUUUGGCCAUUCGAAAACGCAAAGGUCUUUCCGACGAGAUUCCAUCACUGGAUAAAUAUCUGGAUAAAUUGUGA